CACCGUCCCUAUUGCAGAAAGAAUAAUAGGAAGAAAAAGAUUCAUGAAACUCAUACUAAAUGUAAUUGGAGAAUGAAGUUAGAGCUCAGUGGAUAUGACAUUACAAAAUGGAUUGUGUAUCAACAUAGCAAUAACUCUGAAAAGCACAAUGUCGAAGUACCGUGUCAGACGAGGCCAACUCUGAUGAUGAGAGAUAAGUGGGAUAAAUUACGUUCCCUUGCAAAGUUAACUCCAAAGCAGAUACUUUUGAGUGAGACCCAGGUUAAUGCAAUGCCAAAGCUUAAAAGUAAAAUGGAUUGGUCAACUUUCCAAUCAAUCAAAACCCGAGCAAACUUGAUUGAUAAUCGUAAAAGAAUUCGUUGAUCAGUGUUAAAGAUGGCAUUCCAAUUUCAGUGCACAGAAAACUCAAUCGUAUAACUAUUGAGAGAUAUUUUGAACAUAUUAUUUUUCUACAGAGAAAAGGUGGCAAUGGAAAUAGAGAGUAUCACUUGGUAAUAUCAUCAGCUGAUAGUAUUGAGAAUCUUUCAGAACUGGAAAUUCCAGUUGAAGGUCAUGGUGAACAAGCAAAAUUCAAGAGUGGAAUAAUUGUUGUCUAUUAUGACCCAUAUGAAGGUGUUGCUGCAGCAUUUUUGAUAUCUUGUAUGGAAGGAGGUUUAGGAUUAAGCCAUAUCUCACGAACUGACUUUCAAAGUUACGGGUACAGAUGAUCGCUGGUCAUCAGUUUUACAGAAGGAAAGAUGCUCUGAACAAAAGUACGAUUUUAAGCCUGCUUAUGUUAAGUUGGAAGAUCACAGUCAUGUAAAAGUUACUAAGAAAUGUCAGGAUAGUCAAAGUGGCUCAGUGUUUAACUUUUCAAAUAUUAGAUCUUGUCGGUGAAAAACCAAAACUUGUUAAAAUAUCAGAUGUUCGAGUUAGGCUGCAGUGUUUACUGCAAGAUGGCAGACUCCUUACAAAAGUUUUUCCAAGUACUAGUGAAGGUAUUCAUAAACCGGAGACUCAUAAAACUAUUCAAGAAUUUAUAGACAGUCAAGAGUGUAGAGAGUGGAUUAUAAGUAAAGGUGUGGAAAACUGGAUUAGAAUAGGGGAAGUGGCAACAGGCACUGAUACAGAACAAUAUUUGUGUCAUGCCAUCAAGUCAGAGGUUAUGCAGAGAUUCUUUUAUCGUAAAAAUAUCCUUGAAAUUAUUCCUGAUGGCAAUAACAUGUUAUCAGCAAUGAAUAAAUCGAAGUCUUCACACAUCAGACCUGGCAUUCAUAAAGUCGGUAACAAAUUCGCCCUAAAAGUCUCACCAGAAGAAGCUGGGAAUAAAGUUGUUGCCACAAUGUAUCUUGACUGUGCAUCAACAAGUGAAAACUGCAAAACAAAAUGUGGACAGCCAGUUAAUGAAGUGUGUGUUGUUGACGGUGUAUUCUCUUGUUGUGGAACGCCUAAAGAACAAAUACGUAUAUGCUGCAACUGUUACACAGAUAAUUCUGAUCGCUGGUCUAAACUUGUAGAGGAUAGUUUUCUUUGUCACACGUGCCAUAAUUACUACCGUAAAAAAAAUCAACAUCGUCCACCCAACAUGAGCAAAAGCAAGAGAAAAAAAAUUCACGAAAGUCACGUUAAAUGUGAAUGGAAGAUGAAGCUUGAGUUGCGGGGUUCAGACAUUACAAGAUGGCAGAUUUACAAGCAUCACCUGAAUAAAGAAGCUCAUGGACCAAAGCCAAAUUUAUCUCGUAAUAAAAGAAAAGCUGAACAAUGUAAAGAUGAGAGAACACCAAAGAGAAUGAAACUCUUUAGUGAUGGAGAGCUUCCCUUUCCAAUAAAAGAAAGUACCAGAAUAAUCAAAGCAUUUCCAAGGUUUGCUGCUGGCUCAGGAGCAGGACGAAAUUUCGAACACAGUGAAAAACCAGAUGAAAAUGGGUUCCUAAUGUACCCUGAAAUCAAAGAAUACAUCACAGGCCUUGUGUUAAGAGAUAUAUUUUCACCAAAAGAAAUUAGGCAUUUUGUUAGCCAUUAUGCUUGUGAGAAUUUUCUUGUUUCAGAGUCGAGUGACAGCAAGUGUAGUCCUCAGACUAUUUAUGAAUUAAGAAAACGCUCGUAAAAGGUUUCAUUUACUAUGUUCAGUCUGACAUUUAUGCACUCUCAAAAUCCCAGGAGUCCAAAAAAUUGAUGAUAUGUCUAGGAAAUGGUUAUCCUACAUUAUAUUUUGUACAAGAUGAAGAAACUCAGGUACUUACAGAAAAUAUAGAAGUUGUAGAAGUGGAAGAUGGUUCUGGCAUCAAUGGAAAUUUAGAAUCAAGUGAAACUAUUGAUCUGGAGGAAAGCCCAAUGGUGAGAUUGCUGUGAGAGUCCGGAAAUGUUGCGAAGGAAAUUCUAUAGAGAAUGUAAAAGCAAGUGAGGUGCCAUUGAAGAUAUUUGUAACCACUCGAAAAUAAAUAGACGAUGCACUUCCAUCUCAAGUUUGUUUGUAAUGGGUAUUUUAUAAUGUAUAAAAGCUAAUUAAAUUCAUAUGAAACUG
This is a messenger RNA of Macrobrachium nipponense, 2503 nucleotides long. RefSeq lists its product as uncharacterized. Gene Ontology annotation, molecular function: sequence-specific DNA binding; zinc ion binding. Gene Ontology annotation, biological process: regulation of DNA-templated transcription. Bases 1145 to 2086 code for a protein of 313 amino acids. NCBI's taxonomy places the organism in Eukaryota, Metazoa, Arthropoda, Malacostraca, Decapoda, Palaemonidae. The transcript has 3 exons. The record is from RefSeq and is a predicted model, not a curated record.